GGCAACCUAAAUAUUCACAUUCAAACCGAAACAAAAAUAUGGCAGAAGAAGUGGUAUCACCUGAGGCGUCAGGGAAUAAUUCUUUUGAUGAAAAAUUGACUGAUAGAGUUAAACUUGAUGCUUUGGUAACGGAUUUAGCUCAAGAAUAUUCUAAAUAUCUGAAAGUCGAUGUGUCUGCAGAGAAAACUAUAUUGGAGGAUGAAGUGGAAGACGUUCUAACACGUUUGGAUGAAUUUACUUCACUUGUAGAUAUGGUGAGAAGUGAUAAUACAGUGUGUUUAAAUCAAAAACUUCCUGGAAUUCAUGAAAAAUUUGCAGAAAUGGAAAAAGUAUUUGUACAGAUAGAUCGGUUAGAGGACAUGAUAAAAGUGAUAAAACAAAAUUUAGAAGUAAUGGAAGAAAAAGUAAAUGAAGCUGAAGAACACCUUGACAGCAGCUCUGUGAAAAAAUUGUUUAAUUCAUUCCAGAAACCUCUGUUUUCUAAAAAAACUGGUGACCAAAAAAAGCACUUAAAAUAUGAAUCACCUGAAAUAUUUAAAACUGAUGAUUUUUUUCCAAACUCAGCAUCCUCUGCUGAAAAUGCCAACACAUAGCAGAUAUUCAGCAAUUCGAUUGUGCUGAUAUAAGGAAAGAAAAAGGAGUAAAAAACAAUGUUGCUCUUUCUUCAUCUUUUGUUAUAUUAAAGUAUAAAAAAUACUGAUCCCAGAAUAUUUGAUUCACGAAUUAAGGAAAAAUGUGAAUGAACUUCUGUAAAGAACAUUUAAAAUAUGGACAUUUAAAAAUUUAACAUCACUACUUAUAUAAGUCUGUGCAUGAGAUUAUAAAAUAAAUAUUUUUUAUGAAUUGUUAAUUUUAACCAGUUAUCUUUAUUACUGAAUAUAGAAUCUUUAUUAUUAAAAUUUUAUUAAAUGAAAUGUAUAUUAUAUACAAUGGUUGAAUAUUUACAUUCUCUUAAUAUUUUGUUGUUACAUUGUCUUAAUUUUUUUUGUAUUUGUGUUUCAGUCUGUGUGUAUGCUUAAUAAUUGAGAAACAGGUUUUUUAAAAAUCCUGUUAAAGUAAGAUCAUUUGAAAAAUUUUCAUUUUUUUUAUCACGGUCUUUCUAAACUCCUUCUUCAUAAACCUCUUCAUUUUUUUUUCUUUCACAUUUUUAAUAGUAAUUUCUACAGUUUAAAUAAAUUCAACUGAAGAAAUAAAAUUAAUUAUUAUAAAAAGAAGGGGGAAAUGAAUAUUGAAGGGAAUUUUUUUUAUUGUAUUUUUUACAAAUAAUUGUAGUUGUAUAUAUAUAUUGCAACUAUAGUUAAAGAUAACUAUAUAUGUGUAUUGAAAAAAGAUGUAUUACUCAUCCUUAAAAUUAAUAAUUUAUCAAAAUUAUUGGAGAAAUGCAUGCACACUGUCUUAAUAUCUUAAUUAUCACUUUAAUUCUUCAUUUUUUUAAGCUCAAUUAUAUAUUUUUAAAUGAUCAUUUUAAAAUAAAAGCAAUCAUUCCUAUUUAUAAAUGAGAGAAUAAAAUUAAAUUAACUAUCUUAAAAUUGCAAUUAAAAAACCUUUAACUUUGAAGAUUAAAAGUUGCAAUCUUUUUAAUUGAAAUUUUUCUUUAAAAUUUUUUUUAGUUGCAUGUCUAACCUUUAUCCCAAAUUUAUAUGAAUUGUUUUGUGUGAAAAAUGAAAUUUGGGUAAUUCUGUAUAUUCUAAAUAUAUUUUUAUGUGUGAAAUUGUGGUUUUUGUCUUCCAGUAACUUCAUAAUUGGACAUAAGAUGUUCAAACUUCUUUAAAUUCAUUCUCUAUCAUUCCAUACUAUAUUUUUGUGAUGCUAAAUAUACAUGUUUACAAUAUUUCACUUAUCUUCAUAGUAGAUUUAGAAAUAUAUGUAUUCCGUGAAAUAAUGAAAUUGUUUAUUUUAUUGUUAGUGUUUACAGAAAAAUAAAAUGGAGUGUUAUUA
Molecule: messenger RNA, 1938 nt
Organism: Argiope bruennichi
Lineage: Eukaryota; Metazoa; Arthropoda; Arachnida; Araneae; Araneidae
Gene: Blos4
Product: biogenesis of lysosome-related organelles complex 1 subunit 4-like
Exons: 5
Coding region: 39-593 (184 amino acids)
Cellular component (GO): BLOC-1 complex
Source: RefSeq, a predicted model, not a curated record